ACGAUAGGAGACGUUGUUUGCUGAUACGAUUUAGUUUUUGCUUGUAAACAAACAUAAAAUAUUAAUUCUACUUGAUAUAGUCUUACUGGUUAUCGCGAUGGACAUUGGAACUAUUGGGAAUAAUUUGGAAGCUCUUGCUGAAGAGGAUGAUGAAGAAGAAGAUAUUCAAGAAAGAACCAGAUAUGUGGUUGGAGCAGAGAAACCAGCCACCAAUGGGUCUGAUUAUGAUUCAAACACAGAUGAUGAAGAAGAUGAUGAUGAUCUAGAAGCAGAAUCAAAAGAGCCGAACAAAUUUGAUGGACUCUGUGAUGGAGUUCACAACUCCAUGGCCUUAGUUUACGCAGCACUGACAGAGCUGUUGGAGCUUAAAGAUGAUCUGCUCAGACAUGCCCUGCCACCCACCCUUCUUGUUAAACUGGCCUUAACAACAGGAAAGGUCUUCAGAAGCAUGAGUGACAUGAGUCAUCCCGUGAAUGAGCUUAUUCGGAUGGUGCGGGUGUACUCCACCCCAUGGGAGGCAAAGAGUGCUGCAUUGAAGAAACUCCACGAGAACUAUGAAAGCAAGCAGAGACAGCUCAACAUUGCCAUUAAAAGAUUGCAGCUUGUAGAUGCUCAUUCAAAGAGAAUUGCAAAAGAAAAACGAAUUAUGAACUGGGAAAAACUGUUUGCAAAAUUAACAACUGCUAGAGGCCAUGGCAGACGGUGGAAGUUUCUUAUAGAAGCCAUCAAACAGAAAGCCAAGAUGGGUUUGGAACAUGUUCAUGAGUACACCAGAGCAUUAGAAGAAAUGUCUGAUUCUGAGGAAGAAGGGUCAAAGGUCAUGGAAUCUAGUCAGAAAAGAGUAGAGAUAGAGACACCGGUAGAGGCAUCUGAACAUGACAAGGAUGAAGAAGAAGGAGCUGCAGAAGAUGAAGAGGAGAGUGAUGACGAGGAUGAGGAAGGCGAUGAAGAGACUGACAAGAAAGACAUCCCGACCGUGAUGAUCAACAUCGCUGAGGAGAGCGAUGAGAUGUCGCAGUCAGACUCACGCAGCAGGUCAUCGUCACCAAAGCGAGUGAAGUUUGAAGAGCCUAAAGUUCCACCAGUGAUUAAGCCUCCGACACGAGACAAUGGCAUGUCGACGGGUGAGGCAGAGUAUGACGUCUACCUCCACGUGAGAGUGUUCACACCGGAAGACAUCAACAAGAAGGAACUCAAGUGCUCACUAACUUUCGGCAGUCAGAGGUUUAAAACAGGGAUACUCGAUGCAGUUGAUGAGGAGGAUGAGGAACCAGCAGAACCAGUUCAGAGACCUCAGGCUGCAGGACGAGGCAGAAACGCUGCUGGUACUACGACUGCUGUCCAGGACGUUGGUAAAAAGAAAGCUAAACAUGAAGAGUUCAUGCUCAGACUUCCUGAUGAGAUUCCACCUGGUGUCAUCGACUUGAACAAGUCAAAAGAAGAACUCCCCAAGUCAGUACAGAUUGCUGUGCAUUAUGGGAAAUUUGAGGAGAUCUAUGCAAUGGCAUCUAUUGAAAUUCAAGAUCUAAAAGAAUUGGACUUGAGGACAGUCUAUUUGCCACCACCAAAGGGAGACGAUGAUGUCCCUAAGCCUCCGAAAGAUUCAUAUGACCUUGAUGAUGACUUUGACUCUCUGAGCCACUCAACGGAUCUCUCGUUUGAUGAGGAUGAAUCAGACAAUACCAGGCUGAAAGACGACCCAGUAAAAGACGUGGACCCUCUGCCAUUUCCAUUGUUCUCACUGCACGGUGGCAGAUCAGACACUCUUCACAUGCCAUGUGGAAACCUGCCACUUGUCCUGUAUUGGGGGAAGAAACGAAGACCAACUAGUUUCAACAGGCAGUGUGGCACGUAUGGUGUGAAAGAGCUUGUGUUUGACCUGACUGGCAUUGAUCUGAACACAACUACGAAGGAAGAUCUCCACAAGGACCUGAGGGACGAGGCAACGUCGGCCCUAGAAUUCACACCUGAACCACAGGAGGAAACAAUUUUGAAAGCUGAGUAUGAUGAUCUUGUGUCUUCACACAAUGAAGACAUGCAGAUACUUAAAGAGACAUAUGAAAACCAGCUCAAGGAGCUAGUGGCUCAGCUGCAGCAGAUGGAGCUGGAUCGCCAGGAGUUGCUGCUACAGCAGGAGCAGCAGGCCCUCCGCCCCCACUCGGAGGGGAGUCGUGCCACCACCACCUCCCCCUCUGCCCUCGACCGCACCAGACGCAGCCCCACCACCAGGUCCAGUCCCUCCAGAGUGUUCGCAGAAUCAAGAGUCGAGGAUAAGGCCGUUCCGUUCACGCCAGCUAAAGCUCUCGGUAACGGCAUGAGACCAUUGCCUGCAAAGGUCCAAAAGCCAAGGAAAAACUUCCGAAUUGGACGUCCAUUACCAAAGUGGGGAGAAUCGUUGCCAGAGGAUUUCAUGGAGAGGCUGCAGCUGUACCAGGAGGAGAGCAAACAGCACAUGGCCGAGCUGAAUGAGAAAACUCUUCGUGACAUUCGAGACAGCAUAGAGAAGAAGCUUGCAGGGCAGCACAAACUUAGUAAACACGAGGAGAAGAUGUAUGAUGCACUCAAAGAUGUGAGUCUCCCUGCUUUGUUUAUGCCUUUCAAGACAGGGACUAUUUUCAAUCCCAGAGCGCAUCAGUAUUUUCACCCAACAGGUUCAACAGACUUACGACUGACACAACCACCAUCAAUGUUCCAGUUACCUCCCCUGCCUAAAAGUAAAAAAUUAUCUGUGGUGAACUUGUUUGAACUGAGCAGUAACUUCAGCUCUCGCAAUACGAACUGGCUCAUGGAGCGCUAUAUACACCAACAACAUCCUGUUGCUGACUCGUUUGGUCGGAUUUCGGUCGGCCCGCCGGGACAGUCCACCCAGCCGGUCACUAAUUACGUCACUCGAGAAUCUUCAAGAGCUGCCUCGGUUGCUGAGCAACCUCCGAGCUUUUCAGAACAAAACGUUGCUGAACAAGAGGUUGAAGGUUAAUUUGUGCUAAACACUUGGAGAAACCUCACAUCUCUACAGACAAAACUAUUCCUCAACAAGAUGUGGAAAGUGCAUUUCUUUUAAAAACAUUGACAAAGACCAUAUACCCUCAGAUCGUUUUAGAUCAAAAUCUUCUUGAACAGGAUAUAGAAGUUUCAUUUCUAUUAAAGGUAGGAUCAACUCAAACAAGAGCCUUAUGUGUUGGAAAGAUGCAUACCCGGACCACCAACACAUACUGACACUUUAACAAAUGAAAAACGCGUAAUUUUAGAGUUAAUAAAAAACCAUGAUUAUUCCUGCU
Gigantopelta aegis is the source of this 3278-nucleotide messenger RNA. RefSeq lists its product as uncharacterized. The record is from RefSeq and is a predicted model, not a curated record. The transcript has 21 exons. NCBI's taxonomy places the organism in Eukaryota, Metazoa, Mollusca, Gastropoda, Neomphalida, Peltospiridae. Bases 98 to 2977 code for a protein of 959 amino acids.